Molecule: messenger RNA, 1434 nt
Organism: Pogoniulus pusillus (Red-fronted tinkerbird)
Lineage: Eukaryota; Metazoa; Chordata; Aves; Piciformes; Lybiidae
Gene: FAM124B
Product: family with sequence similarity 124 member B
Exons: 2
Coding region: 27-1370 (447 amino acids)
Cellular component (GO): nucleoplasm
Source: RefSeq, a predicted model, not a curated record
ACUGUGCUUUGCCAGGAACCUUAGCCAUGGAUGGUGGAGCAGACUCUGUGAUGACAGUGCAUCUUCUGGCCAACUCAGGGCACUCCUUGCUUCUGCAGCGAGCUCUAGAUCGGCUCUUGGGGUGGAUCUGCCCGGGCAUUCGCCUCUUCCUGGUGUCUGAGCGAGUUGCUCCACUCAAAUACUAUCAGAGAUACCAUAAAAGAAGCUGUGGCUUUCCUGGAGUAUCUGUUCUCCUUUUCCUACAGGAGGAGCUGGGAGAAGAACGGAUUUUCCAGGUCCACGAGCAAUUCCAGCGCCCGCCCUGGCGCUACCAGUGUGCCCAGACUGCUGAUGGGCAAAGCCACUGCUAUGCCCCAGCUCAGCAGGACUUCUACAGCCUGGAUGAGCAGAUGCCUCUGUGGGGCAUCAGGCAGGUGCCCUGUGGCCCCGAGAUCCUCCGUGUCACACUCUACUGCAGUUUUGAUAACUAUGAAGAUGCAGUGAGGCUCUACGAGCUGAUCCUGCAGAAGGAAGCAGUGAUUCAGAAAAGCACCUUCUGUGCCUUUGUGCUGUAUGCAACCCAAAGCAUUGCUGUGCAGCUCUGCCUGAAGCAGCUGCCCAUCGGGGUGGCUGCUGAGCCACGGGAGUCAGCAGCCCUGCAGUUCAGGGUGCAAGAAAUGGGGCAGCUGGUGCCUCUCCUGCCCAAUCCAUGCGUUCCCAUCAGCAGGACCAGGUGGCAAACACAAGAUUACGACGGAAAUACAAUCCUGCUGCAGGUCCAAGAUGCCUCCAGGUGCCAUGAAGACAACAGUAGGUUUUCCCAUCAGCAGAGCGGAACACUCCUGCAGGACUCUGCCCCAGUGCCUCUCUCUGGAAAGCAGGGUAAUCAUGGGCAAAGAGGCCAGAGGGGCAGAGGCACGAAGGGCAGAGUCAAACCUGAACCAAGUGACACCCUUACUCCUGAGCAAGCCACUGGUGACCUCCACAGGCCCUUCUGCUCUUCUCACAGCUGUCCAGCAGCCUGGACGUGGUGGGAUUGGCAUCUUCCUUCCCUCUGUGGACAGGCUGGCUGCAAGCUGCAGGCUUCUCUCCGGGAGAGCUGCAUUGGUCAGCAGGCAGCAGAGACCAAUGUCGACACUGGGCUGGCUGUGGUGAACUCUGUGAGUGGCUGCUGUCCACUGAACCGCUUCUCCAGAGACCUCCGGAGCAGCCUCCUCCAGCCACCAGCAGCCGCAGACAGGGCCACCAGCACUCUGCCCUGCCGGGACAGCACCCAGCUGCUGGUGGCUGCAGCUAGGAGGACUCGAGCACGAAGAGCUUCGAGCUUGCAAACGCCACGGGCCAGCUCCACACACAGAGCAGAGGAUGAGGAGCAGGAAUUCUUCAUAUGACUGAAACCAAACAUGCCUAAGGGCUCCAAGUGCCAGGUGCUGCACUUUAGCCACAGCAACCCCA